Lentinula edodes (shiitake mushroom) is the source of this 432-nucleotide messenger RNA. RefSeq names its product synaptobrevin-domain-containing protein. Bases 1 to 432 code for a protein of 143 amino acids. Gene Ontology annotation, molecular function: syntaxin binding; SNAP receptor activity. Gene Ontology annotation, cellular component: SNARE complex; plasma membrane. Lineage: Eukaryota; Fungi; Basidiomycota; Agaricomycetes; Agaricales; Omphalotaceae. The transcript has 7 exons. The record is from RefSeq and is a predicted model, not a curated record. Gene Ontology annotation, biological process: vesicle-mediated transport; vesicle fusion.
AUGACAAUGAGCUGUUGCGAAGUAGAUCCUACAGCACGCCUUGUUCAACCCUUUGUACAACUCCUGCUUCGUUUGACACGGUCCGAACCUUACGACCCUUAUCUUCCUAGGAAUGGCUCUUCCUCAAAUCCCUCGGGUCCUAGUCAGGGCGGAAAUGCGAAGACAGCUGCUAUUCAGGCUCAAAUUGACGAUACCGUUGAAAUUAUGAGAGACAAUAUCUCGAAGGUGGCAGAGAGAGGUGAAAGGUUGGACUCGCUACAGGAUAAGACAGACAACCUUGCAGUAUCUGCACAAGGAUUCCGUCGUGGAGCAAACAGAGUCAGAAAGAAUAUGUGGUGGAAGGAUAUGAAGAUGCGCAUUAUCAUCGGUCUUGCAAUUGCUGUGAUCAUUGUUAUCAUCGUGGUUUCCAUCGUGAAGGCAACAGGAAAAUAA